This is a messenger RNA of Empidonax traillii (willow flycatcher), 2888 nucleotides long. RefSeq names its product embigin (gene EMB). The record is from RefSeq and is a predicted model, not a curated record. Gene Ontology annotation, molecular function: axon guidance receptor activity. The transcript has 10 exons. Gene Ontology annotation, cellular component: neuronal cell body; axon; plasma membrane. The coding region runs from base 171 to 1178 and encodes 335 amino acids. Lineage: Eukaryota; Metazoa; Chordata; Aves; Passeriformes; Tyrannidae. Gene Ontology annotation, biological process: homophilic cell-cell adhesion; synapse organization.
UGCAUAGGUGGAUUUGGGGCCGCUUUGCUUCGGCUUUUGACCCCUGUCGCUGCGGUACUAGCCGGCUCUGCCGCAGAGCCGCUUCGGUGCGCUCGAGGCUUCCUGAGCCGGCACAGCCCAGGGUUGUGGGGCCGAGCCGGGCCGAGCCAGGGGAGCGCGGCUGGGGCAUCAUGCUUGCCGCCUUCGCCGGGAGGCGCCUGGGGCGCCUGCUGCCGCUGCUGCUGCUCUGCAUCAGUUUCUCGGGCGGGAGCCCCGCAGGUAAAUAUCCAGUUAUGACGACACAAGAUACCAAUCAGUCUCAGGCGAACUCCUUGACUAAGAUGCAAGCUGGACUUAAGGAAUCAUCUGGUCCAGGUCUUACCACACAAGAUCUCAAGCAACCAAGCAAGGAGCACCAGUCUAAUGGCUCUUUUGUGCAGUCUGAGAUACUCCUUCCUGGUCCUCCUAGUACUUUACUGGAAAGAAAUAUCAGUUUGGCUAAUGCAACUACAGUUGAACUGUCAUGUAAAUUAGAUCCAAAUUCUCGUUUGAAAAGGCCUCAAGUGACUUGGAAAAGGGGAAAUGAAACAAUCAGUCACACCAGUAAAACUGAGAACAGCUGGAGCAUCAAAUUGGUGAUUGUGGAUAGCAGUAAGAUGGGAAGUUACAGUUGUAUUCUGAAAGGUGAAGAAGAAAUCAGUGCUACAUUUCAUUUACACGUACCGAAAAUUGAAGCAAGAGAAAAACUAAUCACUUAUGAAAGAGAUACAGCUGUAAUGGUUUGUAAAACUGACUCUACUCCCAUGGCUUGGACCUGGUAUAUGAUGAGUGGAAGUAAGCUGGUUGUCAUUAAUGAAUCUUUGAGGACAGACAAGUACCUGACUGACAGACUGUCUGCCAAUGUAACCCGUCUGAGGAUACUCAAGCUCACCAAGGAAGAUGCUGGUGUCUAUUGGUGUGAAGCUGCUUUCAAGUUAGGGAAAAGUGAAAAGAAGAUGAAACUUAAUGUUCUGUCCAUCAUGGCACCUCUCAAACCCUUUGUAGCAAUUGUGGCUGAAGUUCUUAUUUUGGUAACUACCAUUAUCCUUUAUGAGUUGUAUUCGAAAAGGAAAGGAAAAUGUACAGGUGAAAAAGCAUGUGACCAAACUGAGCAACUUAAAUCAGGUGAAGGCAGUAGUGCUAGCCACGGAAGAAUUUAAUCCAGUUCCUGAAAAGGAGACUUAAGCCAACAGAAGUGGAAAUCAUCACAAAGCUACAGAAGAUGUAUGCGACUAUGCAUUUUAAACAUACACUGUAUUUCUAAGUAAAGUCCUCUGUGCUUAUGAGAAAAAAGAUGCUGUGAAACUGCUCAUGUUUUAGAGAUGAUAAUCUGAUGUACUGCAUUUAGACUUUUGCUGUCUGUAACACUCUUUGUCUUUUUACUACUAGAAGUUUUCUGUGUUUAGGUUUUCUGUUAGUGUGACUGAUCUGUUUGAUUUUGUGUCUUAAACUGGAACUAACCUUGUAUUCACUGAAUGAAUGGUUAAUAUAAGAAUGUGUUUUAUAAAGCUGGACAGGUAAGAUCAAAAAAGUAUUUCCACCAAAGAAAAUACCUUUUACUAUCUGAUGAAACAAAUGUGACACAGUCAUUUUUACCAAAGAAAUGGUGAGAGGGAAAUCUUUAUUAUAAUUUAUAUGAAACAUUAACAGUUUUGCAAUUUGCUCUGAACAGUAAAACGUCUUCUUUUGUAGCCUCAUUCUGAAUGCUACUAUACUGUACUUCAUAGUAGGCUAAAGACUUAAUACAGAUCAGAUAUUUGAGUACAUGAAAGAAGUAACGGGGAUACAGUACUUUCUCAGACUGUGACUGCAAUAAUUUCUUAUGCUUGCACUAUCUGGGACUGAAAACCAUUUUUGUGAUUGUAAUUUAUACAGAACACUGAAUUUUGGUGAAUAUACUUACAUGGUUCUGAUUAUACAUCCUGCCUUGUUGGUACUUCUACUUCUUUCAGCAAACUGUGUUGUUCUUUAAACUCCUUGCAAAGCACAGAGAGGGUCUUGAGCAGCUAAAAUUUUGAGGAUAGUAGAAUAAAGCAACGUGAAUACCACAAGUUCUCUUACACAAAACUUCUACCACUGCUGUUAAUGACUUAGAGUAUUGCUUUAGAAGAGUGAGUUCCCAUAAUACCAUUUAGUUACAUUAUGCAUCCAGUAAUUGAAAAGUAUUCAGCUAAUAGGAAAACAGUUUGCUGCUUUAGUUGAUUUUGCUUGUUAAUCCAGAAGAAAAAUAAGUAAAACUUGUAUUUUGAUGAGGGAAAAGUAAAGCCUUCAGGAAAAUUUCUUUUCUCAAUGAAAACAUAAAGAAAAAACAGGCAGCAUUUGCAGACUCCCUAAGAAAGUGAAAGGAAAAAAACCAUCUGAAUAGCAUUUCUUUGUGUUGGUCAUUUUUCUUUAAGCAUAAAGGAACAGAAGAGAUAAAAUGGAUUUAAUUUCCUUCCUUUAUGUUUUUUGUUUUGUUUUCACACAUUUGAAAAAAAGCCUAGCACUGACUGUUUUGUUACAGAUGGGAGACAAAAUUCAGUCUGGUCUAUGUGAUUCUGCUUUUCAUAUUUAAUUUUUCAGCUUUAAGAACUACAAGUUAAAGUUGAAAUAAACCACAAUGAGAAGUAUAUAAGUGUGAGAUGAUUGUAAGAAAUGAAAACUGGUAAAGAUUUUCCUUGAUUAGAUACUGUGGUUUUUGUAUUUUGCCUUGGAGUUUCUCUGCAUUAUAAAAAUGAGAAUGCAUUUACAUUUUUUGAUAUGAAUUUGUCAUUGAUACAGUGGCAUUUUUGUUGCAGCAAGUAAAUGUUUCCAGUUUUAAAAGGUUGACUUCUGUAUACUGUUUGACACAUUUUAGGUUUGUAGAAAGUUGUUUCUUAUAGGAAGUUCAG